Trichomonas vaginalis G3 is the source of this 1182-nucleotide messenger RNA. Its product is annotated as phage tail repeat-like family. Bases 1 to 1182 code for a protein of 393 amino acids. The transcript has a single exon. Lineage: Eukaryota; Parabasalia; Trichomonadida; Trichomonadidae. The record is from RefSeq and is a predicted model, not a curated record.
AUGAUUAAACAACAGCAACCACAACAACUUAUUACAUACGCCAUAUAUGCAUAUAAUUCAAAGACGGCAGAACAAACGCAAAGGUUGAAAUAUGGAGAUUUGGAGAUAGUAUUGAAAAAUGGCCAUUUCGAAUUCGUUUGCAAAGGUGGUGCAAUGAUAUCAAAUAUAAAAGAAAUUUUAUUUAUGAAUUCAAAAAUUAAAGGAAUAACGGAUGAUAUAACAUCAAUUCCACCAGAAGAACAGAGAUAUUACGCAUUAAAUGCAUUUCCUAAAGUUUUGAAGAUUGGAAGAUUUAAUUUAAAUGAGGAAUUCAUAGAAGAUUUCCUAAACGACAUAAUGAAGAAGGUGGAUAAGGAAUAUGUGGAUAGUGAGUUAAUGAAGAAAGCAGAUAAGGAAUAUGUGGAUAGUGAAUUAAAUAAGAAGGCAAAUUUGGUUUAUGUUGAUGAAAAAGAUAAUGAAAUUAAAGAAAAAGUUGAAUGGUAUCAUGAAUGGACAUUUGAGACUUUUAAAGUUAAAGCUGAUACAGGAUGGGUUUUAGGAUGUUUAGACCUUAAAGCAGAUAAAACUUAUGUUAACGAUGAGUUAGAGAAGAAGGCGGAUAAGGAAUGGACAUUGGAGACUUUUAAAGUUAAAGCUGAUACAGAAUGGGUUUCAGGAUGUUUAGACCUUAAAGCAGAUAAAACUUAUGUUGAUGAAAAUUAUGCAAAGAAGUCGGAAGUAAAUGAUGUGAUUACAAGCAUGAAAAAUGAAAUACUUCAAACAUUAUAUCCUGUUGGUUCUAUUUAUACGUCAAUGAAUUCAACAAAUUCAGCAACAGUUUUAGGUUUUGGUACGUGGAAGCAGAUUGUAGAUAAAUUCUUAUACUGUGCUAGAUAUUCAAAGCAAACAGGAGGUUCGAAGAAAAUUAAAGAAGCAAACCUUCCACCGCACACUCAUACAGGAACGACAAACUUUUCUGGCGACCAUAGCCACUCAUUAAGAGACCACCCAUUAUACAACUCAGACUAUGAAGCUGGCAAUGAUGUUUUAUCUCCAGCUUAUAACAAUUCAGCAAAAAAGACUUUUCGACAAACUGAACCGGGAGGAAAUCAUGUCCAUACUUUCACAACAAAUCCAACAGGCUUGGGUAAAGAUUACAUGCCACCAUUUGUGACUAUAUUCGCAUGGUACCGCGUUCAAUGA